Molecule: messenger RNA, 609 nt
Organism: Guillardia theta CCMP2712
Lineage: Eukaryota; Cryptophyceae; Pyrenomonadales; Geminigeraceae
Exons: 1
Coding region: 1-609 (202 amino acids)
Source: RefSeq, a predicted model, not a curated record
AUGAUUUCUGAACCCUUCAUCAACACAGUCGAUAGGCAGGGUCCUGUGCAGGACUUGGACCCGCAGUCAAAGAGUCUGUGUACCAGCGAUUGGGUAGAUAAGCUCCAAACGCCCUGCAUUCUUGGACAGAAGAGUCUUAAACCGGGAGACAUCUUCUAUGAAGACUUUUGGCAUGAGAGCAAUCUGGCCUUGGACAUCAGAUCCAACGUUGAGGAAGAAGAAGCAGCUGUCGCUGACAGUACGUCUUUCACACUUGAUUUCAACGCAAACGGGACAGACAACCAUCAUUCUGCCAUAGAUGCGUCUGCUGUGAUCGACUGCAAGCGAAAGCCUUUCGGGGAAGUCGGAGCACGCAAUAGCGCGAAGAACAGGUGGACCAAGGAGGAGCACGCCAAAUUCCUAGAAGGGCUGAAUCAAUUCUCUCCGUGCCAUUCAGUACCCUUCCACAUGGAUGGGACCCUCAAGGUGGGACUGGGCUCUGGUGUGGCUGAGCAGAUAGCAAAGAUUGUCGGCACGCGGUCUGCCAUCCAGGUGCGGUCUCACGCGCAGAAGUAUUUUGUGAAGCUCUACCGAAAGAUGGCGAAACAAGCUCGUGGGCUACAGGGAUGA